Molecule: messenger RNA, 2088 nt
Organism: Cyphomyrmex costatus
Lineage: Eukaryota; Metazoa; Arthropoda; Insecta; Hymenoptera; Formicidae
Product: ABC transporter G family member 20
Exons: 14
Coding region: 1-2088 (695 amino acids)
Cellular component (GO): membrane
Molecular function (GO): ATP binding; ABC-type transporter activity; ATP hydrolysis activity
Source: RefSeq, a predicted model, not a curated record
AUGGUGCAGCAAAAGGCAGUGAUCGUAAGGAACGCCAUAAAGCGUUAUGGAAAAAAUUUGGUGUUCGAUGGCCUGAAUAUGACUGUUUCAAGAGGUUCCAUCUAUGGUCUAUUAGGUGCCAGCGGAUGUGGAAAAACCACACUGUUGUCUUGCGUAGUCGGAAUUCGAUAUUUCGACAGUGGAGAAGUAUGGGUUUUAGGAGGAAAUCCGGGCAGCAAGGGUUCCGGUAUUCCUGGGCCUCAAGUAGGUUAUAUGCCUCAGGAGAUCUCCUUAGUCGGAGAAUUCACUACGAGUGGUGCUCUAUAUUAUUUCGGCAGAAUCAACGGACUCGGUGAUAAGGAGAUUGAGACGAGACAGAGGUUCUUCUCGGAGUUGUUGCAACUACCCCCAGCAAAUCGUCUAGUAAAAAACAUGAGUGGAGGUCAACAGAGAAGAGUUUCUCUUGCCGCUGCGAUGAUUCAUAAACCUGAACUUCUAAUCCUGGACGAACCCACUGUGGGUUUGGAUCCAAUUUUGAGAGAAAACAUUUGGGCUUAUAUGAUCCAGAUUACGCAGGAGGAAGAUAUCACCGUGCUGAUUACAACUCAUUACAUCGAAGAAACUAAAGAUGCUAAUAAAAUCGGUUUGAUGAGAUGUGGUAAAAUGUUGGCGGAAUUAGCACCACAGAAAUUACUGGAACAAUUUCAAUGUUCGUCCUUGGAAGAAACUUUUCUGAAACUGUGCAAAGCACAGGACAAUACAGUUUCUUUAAAUGACGUUCAGGAAUCCAAAGUAGAAGAUACUGGCAGUGACGUUUCGUAUCAAAACCAAUAUGAACAAGCAAAAGCAACCUUGGAGUACAAAUCGGUUUCAAAACGUCAAGUUUCGCGAUUCAAAAGAUUCACAGCUCUAUUAGCGAAAAACGGCAACCAAUUUUUACGUUUUUAUGGAGGAUUAGUUUAUGCAAUAUUAUUUCCGAUAAUUCAAAUUUCCGUAUUUAUUAUUGCAAUUGGUAAAGAUCCGAAAGGAUUGAAAAUUGGAGUUGUCAAUAAUGAAGCUGGUAACUGCGAUUAUGGCAGCAACUGUGGUAAUGUUUGGAAUGACGAAAUUACCUGUCACUUUAAUAACCUGAGUUGUAGGUUCUUGCAUGAUUUUAGUGACUCCAUUGCAACACAGGAGUAUUACGACGAUAUUUAUGAGGCGAAUUAUGCCAUACAAAAUGGGAAACUCAAUGGUUUGAUGUAUUUUAGUCAAAACUUUUCUGAAUCUCUUCAAAUACGAAUGGAAGAUGCCACUAUGGCAAAGGAUUCCGAUCUUCUUGCUAGUCAAAUUCAAGUUUUUUUAGAUAUGGGUGAUAUGCAAAUUGGACUUCAUCUACAGAAAAAGUUAUUCUAUCGUUUCUUAGAAAUUUAUGAGGACAUUAUGAGAGACUGCAAAUAUUCGCCAAAAUUGGCCGAUCCACCCAUUCGAUUCAAAAAACCCGUUUAUGGUUCGAUAGAUCUCAAUUAUGCAGAUUUUUUAGCACCAUCAUACAUGUUAAUACUUAUCUUUUGUUUAGCAAGUUCAGUCUCUACCUCCGUGAUAAUUACAGAUCGACUAGAGGGUGUUUGGAAUCGAAGUAUAGUCCAAGGGGUCAGAACAAAUGAAAUCCUAUUGUCUCACAUUAUUAUUCAGAGCAUUAUCAUAGUCGUUCAUACCACCAUGAUAAUGCUCUUAUACUUUUCUAUAUGGGGAUUGGAAAGUAAAGGAUCGAUAUUUGAUGUAAUAAUCCUUACAUUUCUCAUGGGUUUUUGCGGUUUGAUGUAUGGUUUCGUUAUUUCUAUUAUGUGGACAAAUUACACGAUGGCGCAUUACAGCUCGACUGGAAGCUUUCUCGCGCUAAUAUUACUUAGUGGAUGUAUUUGGCCAAUAGAGGGAACGCCAAAAGUGCUUCGUUGGAUUAGCUAUAUGUUGCCAACUACCUUGCCUUCUAUAUCUAUGAGAGGAAUCAUCUACAAAGGCUAUUCUGUAUCUGAAGAGCAAGUUUAUAUUGGUUUCAUAAUAGUUAUAGGAUGGACAUUGUUUUUCUUUAUCGUAGCUAUACUUGGUAUAAGAUGGAAAUCUUCGUAA